This is a messenger RNA of Caenorhabditis sp. 36 PRJEB53466, 1781 nucleotides long. Lineage: Eukaryota; Metazoa; Nematoda; Chromadorea; Rhabditida; Rhabditidae. The record is from the annotation of a GenBank genome assembly.
AUGGCUAGUGUGAGUUCUUCCGUUCUUUAUUGCCCUUCUCACCUUUUCGUUCCAGUUCUUUUUGAUUACCCUGCUUGCUUCCCCCGCUCUCGGAUGCAUCGGAGGCCUCGGAGGAGGUGGUGGCUGCUGCCAACCAACUCAGCCCGCCUGCUCUAACCCAUGCGGUGGAGCUGCCGCUUCCGCGUGAGUUCUUCCUUUCUUUUCGUCUUCUAUUCUUAGCUUCCUUCAGUUAUGCUGCCCCAGCCGCUGGAUACCCAAGAGCUCCAGUCGGAUACGCUGCCCCACCUCCACCACCGCCACCAGCCUCGUUCCCGGCCCCCGCCCUUCCAGGAUUCGGAGGAGCUUACCCAUCUGCCGGAGCUGGAGGAGUUUACGCUGAUGCUGGAGUUCAAGGAGGAGCCCUGGGAGGAUAUGCCGGAGCCGGCCAGGCUGCCGGAGGAUACGCCGGAGCCGGACAAGCCGCCGGAGGAUACGCCGGAGCUGUUGCCCCAUCCGCCGGAGGAUAUGCUGGAGCUGCUGCCCCAUCUGGAUACGCCGGAGCCGGAGCUCCAAUUGCCCCAGUCAUCGGAGGAGCUUACAACCAGGGACCAGCAGCCAUCAACGGAGGAUUUGUCUCCCAGCAACAAGGAGGAGCUGUCGCCCCAGCUACCGGUUACGAACAGGGAGGAGCCGUCGCCCCAGCCGCCGUCCACGUCGAUGCCACCGCCGCCACUUCCGAGGGAGCCAUCUCCCAGCAAGGAGGAUCCUUUGCCGCCGGAGGAUACGGAGAGGAGACCUCUGCUGGCAUCGCCCCAGCCGGAGAGCAGACCAACACCAUUGUCCAAACCGGAGAGACUGACGAGGGAUACGGAUCUCAGGGAGGAGCCACCGGAACCGAAGCGACCCAUGUCGAGGAGACCGAGAUCGUUGCCGUCGCCACCGCUGCUCCAGCUGCUCCAGCUCCAACCUACGAGAACGUGCAGCCAUCCCCAGUCGUUCCAGCAGAAAUCCCAGCAGAGAUCCCAGCUGAGAUCCCAGCAGAGAUCCCAGCUGAGAUUCCAGCUGAGAUCCCAACUAUCGAGGAGACCCAUGUCGAGGAGACUCACGAAGAAAUCGCCCCAGCUCCAGCUGCCACCUCCGCCCCAUUCGUCGAGCCGGUUACCGAGGUUGUUACUGAAGUGAUUGAGGAAGUUGUGGAGCCGGAAGAGCCACAAGUUGUCGAACCGGCCCCACAGCCGCACGUUGACCCAGUUCAGCCAGCACCACAAGUCAUUGAGCCGGCACCAGUUGUUGAGCCAAUCCCACAAGCACCAGAGACCGUUGAGACGGAAGCUCCAGUUGCACCACAAGUCACUGAGUACCCAAUUCAGCCAACUGAGGCCCCAGAAGAGGUAUAUGAAGAGGAGACGGCGGCUCCAGUUGCACCGGUUCAGCCGACCGAAUCCUCUUUCGAGGAGGUGACCGCGGAGGAGACGGCUGCUCCACCAGCACCUUACGUUCCACCAGCACCGACCUUCAUUGUAUGUUUCUGAGUUUUCUAACACUUGAGCACAUUCCCAGACCGUGCCGGAGUGCACUCACUUCUCUGUGACACGUGGCAUUAACUAUUCGAUGCAAAGUACCAACUAUUUCUUUUCCAGGAGCAGAAGCCAGGAUACGAGCAGACCGCCCCGGCUGCCGAGACCAAGGAGGAGUCGUACGAUGAUGUCGAGCCAGAGGAGACCCACGAGCAGCCAGCCACGUCCGGAUACCAGGCGACCGAGGCCCCAGCCAAGGCUGACGGUGGAUACCGCACCCACUAA